AUGGGAGCUGAGCCGCAGAAUCUCGGCAGCGUGGGAACAAACGGGAGUCCCUGGAUAGAACCCUUCUCCUUCCCGACGGAGCCCAUACGUACCCCGUUACCCCCUCCUCCUAUCCCGGUUGUGCCAACCUCCUCCCUAUACCCUCUGAAGGAGAUUCGAGAUCCAAAACCUGACAAGCCACCGGUUCUUCCGGCUGAUCAGGACUUUCUGCUCUUUGACUCUCCCCCACCCUAUCUUCCCGGCCAGCCUGCUCCCCCGCAGGAACCCCCACAACAACCAGAGCGGGAUGUGCAACCUUCUGCACCACCCCUUGAUUCCACGAGGGCAGGAGAAGAAGUCUCAGCGCCUUCCCCGCCCUCCAGCCGCCUGCGCCUCCGUCGGGGGCAGGCAGGGGGCUCGGGAAGCGUCUGGACUUCGCAGGCUUUUCCUCUUCGCUCGGUGGCUGGCCAGAUGCAGUACUGGCCAUUUUCUGCUUCCGAUCUUUACAAUUGGAAAACCCAUAACCCCUCUUUCUCUCAGGACCCCCAGGCUCUGACUGGGCUGAUCGAGUCAAUUUUAUUGACUCAUCAGCCCACCUGGGAUGAUUGUCAGCAGCUUCUGCAGACCCUCCUCACUACUGAGGAAAAGCAGCGUGUCUACCUUGAGGCACGGAAAAACGUCCCUGGAGCAGAUGGCCGACCGACCCUACUGCCAAACGAAAUCGAGGAGGCGUUUCCCUCAACCCGUCCUGAUUGGGACUACACCACCGUUGCUGGUAGGGAGCGACUUCGUCUUUACCGCCAGAUUCUCCUUGCGGGUCUCAGAGGGGCUGGAAAGCGCCCCACCAAUUUGGCCAAGGUACAUGCAGUAGUACAGGGGGCUGAGGAAACGCCGGCAGGCUUCCUAGAAAGAUUAAUGGAAGCCUACCGUAUGUACACCCCGUUUGACCCCCUGGCAGAGGACCGGCAGGGAGAUGUAAUCAUGUCCUUUAUAGGACAGUCAGCGCCGGACAUCCGCAAUAAAUUGCAGCGGCUAGAGGGGCUUCAGGGGUAUACUAUACAAGAUUUAAUGGCCAAUCCACCUCCCAAAGCCAAUGCACCACUGAAGCCCAACACUGCAUCAGGUUUCACUUUGAUACGGCCAAGUGGAGAGGCAUCCGUGCACCCAGCACUUCCCACAAGGCAAAAAUCUCAUAGAGCCACUUUGCAGAUCCACCUCCUCUAA
Messenger RNA from Lepus europaeus (European hare), 1203 nucleotides. RefSeq lists its product as uncharacterized. Gene Ontology annotation, biological process: virion assembly. The transcript is spliced from 3 exons. Bases 1 to 1203 code for a protein of 400 amino acids. The record is from RefSeq and is a predicted model, not a curated record. Lineage: Eukaryota; Metazoa; Chordata; Mammalia; Lagomorpha; Leporidae.